Messenger RNA from Fomitopsis serialis, 729 nucleotides. RefSeq lists its product as uncharacterized. The record is from RefSeq and is a predicted model, not a curated record. The transcript has 2 exons. Lineage: Eukaryota; Fungi; Basidiomycota; Agaricomycetes; Polyporales; Fomitopsidaceae. The annotation marks the transcript as partial.
AUGAAACCACGGAACCCAACAGAGGCACCAGAAGCUUGGGAGAAACUGGCGGAUACAGCGUGGGCCUAUGAAAAGGACCGUGCAGAUCGAUGGCGGAAUGAAAUCAAUACACUCCUCGUCUUUGCCGGCUUGUUUUCCGCUGUCCUCACCGCUUUCGUGGUUCAGUUAUAUGCUGUUCUGUUGCCAACACCUGACCCCAACACGGCCAUCCUGGAGCGCAUAUCAGCACAACUCGGUAACAUGGCCACCGAUGCGGUCGUAGCAGCUGCGAGCGCCUCGGCUCUGGUGCCGACGGUCCCUACGAACACUUCAUCUACAACCGCUUCCUCACCACCCGCUGCGCCCCGUUGGAUCGCCGCGCUGUGGUUCGUCGCCCUGGUCUUCAGCCUCAGCGCCGCAUCCGUCGGUUUAGCCGUGAACCAAUGGCUAAACUUCCACGCGACGGAGAAAGCUGGGCUACAAGACGCGUCCCAGAAGGCUUGGACGUGGCAGCUCCGUAGGCAUGCGAUGGACAAGUGGAAAGUGGAGUUCAUGGUCGGCAUCCUUCCGUUUCUCCUUCAGGUGGCCCUCGUCCUCUUCCUCGUCGGGAUCGUGGGCUACCUCUGGGAGCUAGGCUUCGACAUCGCCAUUCCGAGCACGGUCUUCGUUGGCGUCUUGUUUCUCUUUCUAGCUUUCACCUCCGUGUCACCCGCAUUGGUGGAUUACAGUGCCUACAAGUCGCCCCAAGCG